AGGCUGCUACGUCGAAUGCUAAAGAAUCUGCCGGUUCAUCUGGUCCAACAAAUAAUAAUAGUUUCCCCGAGAUCACAGGCUCAAUGAAUUCAAGUUCAUCGCUUAGCGCACUGCAGUCAAACGUCCAGGGCGAGUGUGCCAGGAAUGCAGUGGUCCUAACAGAUAUAAAUUACUCCUAUGGCUCCAUAAAUUGGUUUUAUGAUAUCGCACAAGGGCUGUGCCGGAAAAUGCAAGCGGAACUUUCUGACGAGUAUAUGCAGCAAUUAGCCGAUAUAACGAAGCUAAAUUCAACUGAUUCAUUGCAAAGUAGCGCUGGCUAUUUCUUAAAGAAGCAGUCAAAACUAACAUUACUAGCUGUUCUAAUAUCUUAGUA
Molecule: messenger RNA, 373 nt
Organism: Gongylonema pulchrum
Lineage: Eukaryota; Metazoa; Nematoda; Chromadorea; Rhabditida; Gongylonematidae
Source: the annotation of a GenBank genome assembly